Messenger RNA from Vitis vinifera (wine grape), 1457 nucleotides. Its product is annotated as ras-related protein RABA1f. Lineage: Eukaryota; Viridiplantae; Streptophyta; Magnoliopsida; Vitales; Vitaceae. Gene Ontology annotation, cellular component: endosome. The record is from RefSeq and is a predicted model, not a curated record. The transcript is spliced from 2 exons. The coding region runs from base 337 to 990 and encodes 217 amino acids. Gene Ontology annotation, molecular function: GTPase activity; GTP binding.
GAUCAAUUUUCAACAAAAACAUUUUUUAAAAAAACUGUGUUCUGAAAAUGUUGCCAAACUGUACAAAAACAAAAAACAAAAAGGCCCAGUGCCAAACAUGGAUUUGGGCCUUGGGCAGCAUUUUCUCAGUCCUCAGAAAUUAGUUUUCAAAAAACUGGAAACAGAGUCGCCAAAAACACCACCAACCUCCUUAAAUUUUCUCAUGCAAAUGCUGUGACUGUCUCGUUCUCUCUUCAAAGAUUCAUCCAUUCAUUCAUUCGUUCAUUCAUGUGAAUAGGGUUCACAAAUUUUUUAUCUGAAAAGUGAGAAGUGAGAACCCACCAGCAUUAGACCCAUAUGGCUGCCUACAGAGCAGACGACGACUACGAUUACCUCUUCAAAGUGGUGUUGAUUGGAGACUCUGGCGUCGGAAAAUCCAAUCUCCUCUCCAGAUUCACCCGCAAUGAGUUCAGUCUCGAAUCCAAAUCCACUAUCGGUGUUGAAUUCGCCACCCGGAGUAUUCGGGUGGAUGACAAGAUCGUCAAGGCUCAGAUUUGGGACACUGCUGGCCAGGAGAGAUACCGUGCAAUCACCAGUGCAUACUACCGAGGUGCUGUUGGUGCACUCCUUGUCUAUGAUGUCACCCGACAUGUUACAUUUGAGAAUGUGGAGAGAUGGUUAAAGGAGCUCCGGGAUCAUACUGACUCGCAUAUUGUGAUAAUGCUUGUUGGCAACAAGGGAGACUUGCGUCACUUGCGUGCAGUUUCCAUUGAUGAUGCCAAGGCAUUUGCUGAGAGAGAAAACACUUUCUUUAUGGAGACAUCUGCCCUUGAGUCCAUGAAUGUUGAGAAUGCAUUCACUGAAGUGCUCACUCAAAUAUAUCAAGUGGUUAGCCGGAAAGCCCUUGAUAUUGGGGAUGACCCUGCUGCUUUGCCUAAAGGGCAAACCAUUAAUGUUGGAACCAAGGAUGAUGUUUCAGCUGUAAAGAAAGCUGGUUGCUGCUCCUCCUAAUAGCAGACGUGAAUGAUCAGGAAGUAGGAAGUAGCCUACCUUCUCUUCCUUGCCAUAAAAUUUCAAGAUUUCCUCAAGGCAACUCAUGGACUAUGACUCUCUAAUUUUGCUUCUAAUAGUGUCAGUUUGAUUGAAUGGUGGAGCUUGGCUGAGCUUGGCCAAAACUUUUGAGUCUAGAGGAAUUCAGCUUUCUUCCGGAUUCUCUUUUCAUCUGGUGCCAAGAAUUUCAUAAUAUUUACUUUAGUUUUUGCCCACUUUGUGUAUUGUUUCACUUACUUUUUAACUGCUAUAGCUUGUGCUGUUUUUAGUUUUUUCUAGAUUAGAAAUGUUGUGGGACAAGCAGUAAAAUUUUGUAUCUGAUUGAAUGAUGGUUGUUCAAUGCUGGAAGAUGAGAUUGAUGAAUUAUUUCCUCCAUAAUGUCUUAGUAAAGAGGCUCCUCAAUAAAGCAUCUGGAAUUUCAUGCAGUC